GGGAUCCACGGGAUCGGGAGGGAUCCAGAGGCUCCUGAUGGGUCUGGAGAGGUUCAGGAUGGGUCUGUGAGAGGUUCAGGGUGGAUCCAGGGAAGGCUGGGAUGGAUCCAGAGGGUCCUGAUGGGUCUGGAGAGGUUCAGGAUGGAUCUGGAGAGGUCUGGGAUGGAUCCAGAGGGUCCUGAUGGAUCUGGAGAGAUUUGGGAUGGAUCCAGGGAAGGUUGGGGUGGAUUCAGAGGGUCCUGAUGGAUCCAGGGAAGGCUGGGAUGGGUCUGGAGAGGUUCAGGAUGGAUCUGGAGAGGUCUGGGAUGGAUCCAGGGAAGGCUGGGAUGGAUCCAGAGGGUCCUGAUGGAUCUGGAGAGGUUCAGGAUGGAUCCAGGGAAGGCUGGGAUGGGUCCAAGGAAGGUUGGGGUGGAUCCAGGGGAAGUUUAGGAUGGAUCUGGAGAGGUUCAGGAUGGAUCCAGGGAAGGUUAGGAUUGAUCCAAAUGGUCCUGAUGGAUCCAGGGGAGGUUCAGGAUGGGUCUGGGAUGGAUCCAGAGGGUCCUGAUGGAUCUGGAGAGGUCUGGGAUGGAUCCAGGGGAAGUUCAGGAUGGAUCCAGAGGGUCCUGUUGGAUCCAGGGAGCCUCUGAAUGGAUCUGGAGAGGUUCAGGAUGGAUCCAGAGGGGUCUGGGAUGGAUCCAGAGGGUCCUGAUGGAUCUGGAGGGGUCUGGGAUGGAUCCAGGGAAGGUUGAGGUGGAUUCAGAGGGUCCUGAUGGAUCCAGGGAAGGCUGGGAUGGGUCUGGAGAGGUUCAGGAUGGAUCUGGAGAGGUCUGGGAUGGAUCCGGGGAAGGUUGGGGUGGAUCCAGAGGGUCCUGGUGUAUCUGGAGAGGUUCAGGAUGGAUCCAGGGAAGGUUAGGAUUGAUCCAUAUGGUCCUGAUGGAUCCAGGGGAGGUUCAGGAUGGGUCUGGGAUGGAUCCAGAGGGUCCUGAUGGAUCUGGAGAGGUCUGGGAUGGAUCCAGGGGAAGUUCAGGAUGGAUCCAGAGGGUCCUGAUGGAUCCAGAGGGGUCUGGGAUGGAUCCAGAGGGUCCUGAUGGAUCUGGAGGGGUCUGGGAUGGAUCCAGGGAAGGUUGGGGUGGAUCCAGAGGGUCCUGGUGGAUCUGGAGAGGUUCAGGAUGGAUCCAGGGAAGGUUGGGGUGGAUCCAGAGGGUCCUGAUGGAUCUGGAGAGGUUCAGGAUGGAUCCAGGGAAGGUUGGGGUGGAUCCAGAGGGGUCUGGGAUGGAUCCCGAGGGUCCUGAUGGAUCUGGAGAGGUUCAGGAGGGAUCUGGAGGGGUCUGGGAUGGAUCCAGGGAAGGUUGGGGUGGAUCCAGAGGGUCCUGGUGGAUCUGGAGAGGUUCAGGAUGGAUCCGGAGGGGUCUGGGAUGGAUCCAGGGCAGCUCCAGACGGAUCCAGAAGUUUGGGAUGGAUCCUGAGGAGUUCCCUCCCAGCUUUAACCCCUCCCUGUUCCAGCCAAUUAUCCCGGCUGGCACUAAUUAUUCCCACCCUCAGAACCCUGGGAAUCCCAGGAUUCCGGGAAUCCCUUGGAAUUCGGGGCUGGAAUGAUGUUUUGGGAUCAAUUGGGGAUUAUUCAGGAGCCGUGGAUUGAAGCUGAACCCGCUCAGGAAUAAAAUUGCCACAUUCCCAGCUGAUUCCAGGGGUGGGAAUUCCCAAAUUCCCAAAUUCCAGCCCCAAACAGCCCCUGGAAGAGCCGGUUUUCCAUGGGAUUCCUUUUCCUUCGGGAUAUUUUAUCGGGAGCUUCCUCCUCUUCCUCCUCCCCAGCCUCUGGAGCUCCUCUUCUUCCUGGAAAAUCCAAUUUAUUUGGGCUGGGCAUGGAUUUUUGGGAAUUCCUGCUGGAUUUAGGAGGAAAAAAAGAGGAAAAUUCAGGAUUAAUCCAAAUUUUUGUGGCUUUUUAUUUUUCCCAUUUAUUUGGGAAUUGUUCCUAUCCCUGGGAUCCCACCCCUGGCAGAAUUCCCACCAGGAAUUGAGAGGGAAAAGUUCAUCUGGAGUUUCCCUCCCGUCCAUUUCCCCCUGGAAAAUUUGCCCAAAAAUUGGGAUUUGGGAUUUUUCUCCCCACCCAGGCCAGGAUUUUCCGGGAUAAUUGGGAAUUCUGACGGUUUUGGCCUGAAUUUAGUGGGAAAAAUUCCAAAAUAUCCGCAGGGAUCCCAUGGGGGCUGAGCCCUGGGAAGCUCCAGGAACUCGUUUUUCCCGUUUAUCCCGAAAUUAUUUGAAUGCUCACAGAAUUCUCUUCCCAGGGAAAGCCUCCGGAGUGGGGUGGGGGGGAUUUUCCGAGGGAUCCUUGUUUUUCUCUGGGAGAUUUUCCUGCUCCCU
Molecule: messenger RNA, 2340 nt
Organism: Poecile atricapillus (Black-capped chickadee)
Lineage: Eukaryota; Metazoa; Chordata; Aves; Passeriformes; Paridae
Exons: 6
Coding region: 514-1575 (353 amino acids)
Source: RefSeq, a predicted model, not a curated record